Messenger RNA from Zasmidium cellare ATCC 36951, 552 nucleotides. RefSeq lists its product as uncharacterized. Bases 1 to 552 code for a protein of 183 amino acids. The transcript has a single exon. The record is from RefSeq and is a predicted model, not a curated record. Lineage: Eukaryota; Fungi; Ascomycota; Dothideomycetes; Mycosphaerellales; Mycosphaerellaceae.
AUGCUGUCUCGCGCCAUUCGCGAGCAGCUCGAUGCCGGAGGCUGUGUCGAAAUCACUGACCGCGAGGGUGUUUUCUUCCCUCAGCACGAUGUCGAUCGCAAGUCCAUUGGUGUCCUCAUCGAGUACAUCAACUCCUACGACACCAGCAUGGAAGAUCGCUCUGCUCAAGUGCUGUCGCCAGCUCACGUUGGGUCCGACAACCUGGAGAGCAUGCUUCGUGCCUACGCUACGGCUCAUCACUUCAAGCUUGCUAUGACUACGCGUGGUGACGGCCUUCGUGAGGCCAUCGUCAAGAAGCUCGGCAGCGAGCCGGCCACGCUCCAGCAGCUCCAGCAGGUGCAUAAGUUCGGCUCAUUCGACUACGGACUCAUGUCUUCUGCUCUCCAUGCAUUCGUCGAGGCGAAGCUGAGCAGCAACGGCGCAAAGGACGAGGCAGAAGUUGAGGCCUUCAUCCACCGCAUCGGCUUCGGCAACAAGUUGGAGGGAAUUGAGUACUUUGUUCGUGCUCAGACUGAGAAGAAGGGAUCUGGCUCGAAGAUGGCUGUUGUCUAG